UAGGUAACUAUAAUUUGAGAGGACUAUUGUGCACUAGAGUGUAGCAUUUGGGCGAUAUAAUAGUGGCCUUUAUUUCCCAAACUUUUAAGUGGGGAUUGAAUUAAUUGAAGGAUAUGAAUUGAGUGGAUUGUGGGGUUGAGAUUUGACUUGAGAUGGCUGCUAUUGGAUUGAGAUAUUCGGGUAUUGGCUUGGCAUUUUUGCUUCUUCAGCUAACAAAUUGGCGAGAAUUAAAAUUAACUCACUGUUAGCUUUUAUUCUUUUGCUGCCCCUUCCGUGCCCAACGCACCGCGCCGCUCUGCACAGACUGAUUUCAUUUUUGACAAAGACCGAAAUCUAAAUCCACCAUUAAAAAAGUAAAAGCUUCUAAUGUUCACCUUCCUAUAAAUUCAACUACAGUCUGCCCUCGUAAACCCAUCUCUGCUUCUCCUUUUGUUUUGGGGAUUUCAAAUGGAAUCAACAAAUGGAUUAGUAACGGAUGCAGAAAUCAAGUCGUUUUUUGAUUCUGCUCCUCCACUACGAGACAGUGCCGGUAUCACCAACAAAUUGAAGGAAUUCAUUCAGCUCAAUUCUGCCCCACAAGGAAAUGCAAGUCCUAGGAGGGUCGUGUGUGUGACUUCGGGUGGUACCACUGUUCCCCUGGAACAGCGUUGUGUUCGUUAUAUUGAUAAUUUUAGCUCAGGUCAUAGAGGAUCCACGUCCACCGAGUAUUUCAUCAAGGCUGGAUAUGCAGUUAUAUUUUUAUACAGGAGGGGAACUUGCCAGCCAUACUGCCGAUCUCUUCCUGAGGAUCCGCUGCUAGAGUGUUUUGAGUUCACUAAUGGCUCCAAUGUUCAAGUGCGGCAAUCAUAUUCUGAAGCAGUGAAGAGAGCCAUUAAUGACCAUCAUGCUGCUAUAGCUGCAGGUCACCUGUUAAAACUUCCUUUUACAACCAUAUUUGAAUAUCUUCAGAUGUUACAAAUGAUUGCAAUAUCAAUGAGGGAUCUUGGGCCACAUGCUAUGUUUUAUCUUGCUGCUGCAGUGUCUGACUUUUAUGUCCCUUGGAAAGAUAUGGCAGAGCACAAGAUUCAAUCAGCAUCUGGCCCUCUGGACAUGCGACUUGUGCAAGUUCCGAAAAUGCUUUCAGUAUUGAGGAAAGAAUGGGCUCCCAUGGCCUUCUGCAUAUCAUUCAAGCUGGAGACAGAUACAAAGAUUCUUUUGGAGAAGGCUGAUAUGGCACUUAAAAAGUACAAGAUGCACAUGGUUAUUGCAAAUGAGCUCUUGACCCGCAAAGAAGAGGUUACAGUUGUUACAGCUGACAAAAAGAUUCCAGUCCGCCGGGACAAGACUCAGGCUGGUUCUGAUGUGGAAAAGCCACUGAUUGAACUACUUGUGGAAAAGCAUUCAGCUCACAUCAAGGAUGCAGAUAAGUGAUACGGCGCUAAGAGCAUCAUGUGGGUGAUAACCCGACACAUACAACUUAAUUUUCUGCCAAUACCGGAUGAAUAUCGUUGGCAUUCUUUUUUUUCCUUUUAUUAUCAUUUUUUUCUUUGAACUAAGAGCAGUUCUUAAUAUCACCACACCUGGGCGCCGGCAAUUAAACCUCUCUGUAUCGUGCAACUAAUAACCUUGCAGAAGGGAGCAAAGGGAAAUAACUGUAACCCUUCUACCUCUUUACAGUUUAGAGAGAAAAGCUGAAUAAAUAAUAGUCACAAUGAAUGCAUACGUAUUCUGAUUAAAA
This is a messenger RNA of Manihot esculenta (cassava), 1717 nucleotides long. Its product is annotated as phosphopantothenate--cysteine ligase 1. The record is from RefSeq and is a predicted model, not a curated record. Gene Ontology annotation, cellular component: cytoplasm; nucleus. Bases 448 to 1410 code for a protein of 320 amino acids. Lineage: Eukaryota; Viridiplantae; Streptophyta; Magnoliopsida; Malpighiales; Euphorbiaceae. Gene Ontology annotation, molecular function: phosphopantothenate--cysteine ligase activity. Gene Ontology annotation, biological process: coenzyme A biosynthetic process. The transcript is spliced from 10 exons.